AUGUCGACCCACGGAUAUACUGGUCGCUUUAUCAAAGACCAUUGUGUGUAUGGCCAGGCGUCCAUAGUCUUGUCGGAUGAUAUGGCGGCUUUGUCGAAGUGGGUAUCUAAUGCACAUGAUACGUUUGGUAGGAAGACCAAGCUUGUGUGCACUAUGGGUCCAUCAUGUUGGGAUGUUGAUACUCUGGUGAAGAUGAUCGAUCAGGGUAUGAACGUGGCGAGACUCAAUUUUUCACAUGGCGAUUUUGAAGCCCAUGGUGCCACCGUGCAACGUAUUCGAGAAGCAUUGAAGCAACGCCCUGGAAAGCAUGUUGCGCUUCUACUCGAUACCAAGGGUCCUGAAAUUAGAACUGGUUUUUUCAAAGAGACAGGCGGUAAGGUUAAGCUAGAGGCCGGUCAGGAGCUUGUCCUUACUACUGACUAUGAUCACAAGGGGGAUUCUAGCAAGAUCGCCUGCAGCUAUGCUAAGCUACCUCAGAGUGUCAAGCCUGGCUCUACCAUUCUUAUGGCUGAUGGUACUGUUAGUUUGGAGGUUAUCGAAUGCCUUGAGGACAGCGUUAGGACUAGGGUUAUGAAUAGUGCUACAAUUGGUGAACGCAAGAAUAUGAACUUGCCAGGAGUUAAGGUUGACCUGCCUUGUAUCAGCGAAAAAGAUAAGAAUGAUAUUUUGAAUUUUGGUAUACCACAAGGAGUGAAUUUCAUUGCAGCAUCCUUCGUUCAGGAUGGUGAUGAUGUUAGAGGUCUACGUAAACUGCUAGGGCCUAGAGGUCGUCAUAUCAAGAUCAUCUCUAAAAUCGAGAAUGAGUCUGGUAUGAAGCACUUUGAUGACAUCCUGGCGGCCUCGGAUGGUAUCAUGAUCGCUCGUGGUGAUCUUGGUAUGGAGAUCCCACCUGAGAAGGUCUUCCUCGCUCAGAAGAUGAUGAUUGGACGAUGCAAUAUCCUGGGCAAGCCCGUCAUCACCGCCACUCAGAUGCUCGAGUCCAUGGUCACUAACCCCAGGCCUACUCGUGCUGAGGCUAGUGAUGUCGCCAAUGCUGUCUUGGAUGGUACUGAUGCUGUGAUGCUAUCUGGAGAGUCGGCAGGAGGGGCAUUCCCUGUUCAAGCUGUGACUAUUAUGAGGAGGAUAUGCGAGGAGGCAGAGACCUGUAUAGACUAUGAUACCCUGUUCCAGAGGAUUCGCGAGACUGUUAUGAACCAGAAUCAAGGGGUAGAAGCGGUUUGUUCAUCUGCAGUAAAGGCUUGCAUCGAAUGCAACGCCAAGCUUAUCGUGGCACUCACUGAAACAGGAUCUACGGCUAAACUUCUGGCGAAAUACCGUCCAUCUCCGCCGAUACUGGCCUUGUCAGCAUCAGAGUCUACGAUCAAGCAUCUACAGCUGUAUAGAGGGAUAGUAGCCUUACAGGUGCCCUCCUUCCAGGGCACAGAUCAUGUGAUAAGGAAUGCCCUUGAGCACGCCAAACAGAUGGGUUUAUGCUCGAUUGGGGACAAGAUAGUUGCAGUACAUGGUGUUAAAGAGGAGGUCAGUGGAUCUAGUAAUCUGAUGAAAGUCCUCGAGGUGGAUUAA
Perkinsus marinus ATCC 50983 is the source of this 1563-nucleotide messenger RNA. RefSeq names its product Pyruvate kinase, putative. The transcript has 5 exons. Gene Ontology annotation, cellular component: cytoplasm. Gene Ontology annotation, biological process: glycolytic process. Gene Ontology annotation, molecular function: potassium ion binding; pyruvate kinase activity; magnesium ion binding. The coding region runs from base 1 to 1563 and encodes 520 amino acids. Lineage: Eukaryota; Perkinsozoa; Perkinsida; Perkinsidae. The record is from RefSeq and is a predicted model, not a curated record.